AUGAUUGCUCAAAAUUCUGCAUUGCAUAAGGUCCAGAUUGAUAAAAUAAUUCCAAGAUGUUAUUAUGAUUAUAAAGCGGUUAAAAACAAUUAUACCGGAACUGAGAUAAAUACUCAUUUAACAAAUGCAUGCCGAGAAUUUUGUUUUAAUACCUUAAAUCAGAAAUCAGUGGAUCAAUGUCCUUUUUUUUCACAUUGCAUUGAUAUUGGAAGUUAUUUGUACUACACAAAAGAUACUGUAGGUGAUGAUCAAGUAAGAAGAUGUAAAUAUUUUAGCUACAAGCUGAUGAAUGAAAUAAAAAGUAAAUCUCUUGUAUGUGGGAACGUAAAAAAUUGUUACAAUAAUAUGUUUACAUAUAUUAAGAAACCUAAUAUAAAUUUAUUCAAGGAUCUUAUGCAUUGUAUAAACCAUGCUGAAGAUAUUAAUGAUGAUAUAUUAAAUAUAUUUCGCCAACUUGAUGUACUGUAUGAUAAGAUUGAAUUUUUAGAAUGGGGUUCUACAACUCAACUUAAUAUAGUAGUAAAUGUAUAUCUUAAUCUUUUAAAGUUGUGCCUUCAUGAUGAUAAUAAAGAAAUAACAGGUUUAAUUAAUGCACUAUAUGACUAUAAUGUUGAAUACGAGAAGCAUAGAACGAAAACUCCAUGGAGUACUUCUAAUCCGAGGCUUCCAAAUUACAAAGAAGAGAAAACUAAGUUAAUGCAGGAACUGGAACGCCGGAAAAAAGAGGCACUGGAAAUAAAAUUACGUACUGAAAAUGCAUCAACAAGUGAAAUAAAAAGUUAUGUAGAAUUUCCAGAAAAUCUAGAAUUAACAGCCUCUGGAACAUGGGUUAGCAUAAGCACAGCUGGUUUAACAAUUGCAAUAUUUUCAAUUUUUUUAAUUUUAUAUAAGUAUACGCCUUAUUUUUCAUUUUUACGACAAAUGAUAAGGAAAGCAAUGAGAAUACGGAAUAAAAAAAUUAAUCAUCAUCUAAAUUUAAUAAAUUCUUUUGAACAUACAUACAAUAAUCCGAUUAAUAGUAAUUAUAGAAUAAUAUAUAGCUCACAAGAUAACUAA
Molecule: messenger RNA, 1056 nt
Organism: Plasmodium gonderi
Lineage: Eukaryota; Apicomplexa; Aconoidasida; Haemosporida; Plasmodiidae
Product: variable surface protein
Exons: 3
Coding region: 1-1056 (351 amino acids)
Source: RefSeq, a predicted model, not a curated record